GCAGGGAGUGGGCCGAACUGCGGGCCCAGCGUCGUUUCAUUGGUUUCAUAGUUUAUAUAAUACAUUUCCAUCUGCAGUGUUUAAUCACAUAACAUGCUUUGCGCUAUCAAGCUAUGAGUAAUAUCGGGCCAAUGGCACAGUGUGGAGUAUAACAGCCCACAGCAUAGGAUGCAAAUAUCUAAUGGAAGUAGAUGGCGUCCUGCGUAUUUGUGCAUCUUCAUUCUACUGGAUAUAGUUUAUCUGAUGUCGGUAUGUUUUAAUAUGACUCUAUUUCUGCAUGAUCAAAGUCGACUUUGAUCAUGCUCCCGUUCUGUGGGUCCAGGUGAAAUACAGAAACUAGCUGCUGCUGAGCUGUGUGAGUGAACAGGUGAUGACAUGAGCUUGGGCGCUAACUUUAUUAUCCAGCACAGUGUCGUGUUCGUAACUGAGCUGCCCAGCAUUCAUGUUGUUGUGUGUGUUCAUGUGUUAAGACACUGUGGUCCACUCAGCCAUGAGUCAGUGUGGAGACACAGAGGAGGGGGGCACACCAUCUAAACAUGCCAAGAGCAUGGAAGCCUGCCUGGGCAAUGAAGCUACGGGGAUGCCGAAGCAGUUAGCAGGCUCUCCUCUGUCCAGCUCUAUGUCCAUGAAAAGUGACUGGUCUAUGGACCCACCUUUAAAUUUCAAAGAAGGGAACCUCUCUGUUGACAAAAGAGUCAGGCAACAAAAGUCUGAGGUUCAUAGCUGUCAGUCUGCUCAGCAGCAUCAAACAACGUUGGACUCAGUUUUUAUGCUGCUUGAAGAGAACAUCAUCACUUUUGUGAAGAAUGAGCUUAAAAGGUUUCAGAGGAUUCUGCAGAGUUCCACCUGCCCAGAGAAGGACAGCGAGGAUGAGGAUGUGUUAGCUUCUAAGGCUGAAGAGCAGACAUGGAGCACCAGGGAGGCUUUUGUGAAGAUCACACUGGACUUUCUGAGGGGGAUGAACCAGGAGGAGCUGGCUGUCUGUUUGCAGAGCAGAGUGGGUGCAUCCAUUUGCCAGGAUAAACUCAAAUUAAAUCUUAGAAGGAAGUUCCAGCAUUUGUUUGAGGGAAUUACUAAAGUAGGAAACCCAACACCUCUCAAUCAGAUCUACACAGAGCUGUACAUCACAGAGGGAGGGACCGGAGAGGUCAGUGACGAACAUGAGGUCAGACAGAUCGAAACAGCAUCUAGACGACGUGCGAGGUUAGAAAAGACAAUCGCCUGUAAAGACAUAUUUCAGCCGCUGCUGGGAAGAGAUCAACCAGUCAGAACAGUGCUGACAAAGGGAGUGGCUGGUAUUGGGAAAACGAUAUUAACACAAAAGUUCACUCUAGACUGGGCAGAAGGCAAAAACAACCAAGAUAUCCAGUUUACAUUUCCAUUCACUUUCAGGGAGCUAAAUGGAUUAAAGGAGGAAAAGUUCAGCUUGGUAGAACUCGUUCAUCUCUUCUUCUCUGAAACAAAGGAUGCAGAAUUUUGCAGAUUUGAAGACUUCCAGGUUGUGUUUAUCUUUGACGGUCUAGAUGAGUGUCGCCUUCCUCUGGACUUUCAAAAUAAUAAGAUCCUAACUAAUGUCACAGAGUCCACCUCAGUGGAUGCACUGCUGACAAACCUUAUCAGAGGAAAACUCCUUCCAUCUGCUCAACUCUGGAUAACCACGCGGCCUGCAAUGGCCAGUCAUAUUGAUCCUAAAUGUGUUGACGUAAUAACAGAAAUCAGAGGGUUCACUGACUCGAAGAAGGAGGAGUACUUCAGGAAGAGUUUCAGGAAUGAAAAGCAGGCCAGCAGGAUCAUUUCCCACAUUAAAGCAUCACAAAGCCUCCACAUCAUGUGCCACAUCCCAGUCUUCUGCUGGAUCACUGCUACGGUUCUGGAGGAUGUGCUGAAAACCAAGAAGGGAGGAGAGCUGCCCAAGAACUUGACAGAGCUGUACAUCCACUUCCUGGUGGUUCAGGCCAAAAUGAAAAAGGUCAAGUAUGAUGGAGGAGCUGAGACAGAUCCACACUGGAGUCCAGAGAGCAGGAAGAUGAUUGAAUCUCUGGGAAAACUGGCUUUUGAUCAGCUGCAGAAAGGAAACCUGAUCUUCUAUGAAUCAGACCUGACAGAGUGUGGCAUCGAUAUCAGAGCAGCCUCAGUGUACUCAGGAGUGUUCACACAGAUCUUUAAAGAGGAGCGAGGACUGUACCAGGACAAGGUGUUCUGCUUCGUCCAUUUGAGUGUUCAGGAGUUUCUGGCUGCUCUUCACGUCCAUCUGACCUUCAUCAACUCUGGAAUCAACCUGCUGGAAGAGGAGCAAACAACCACUCAGAUGUCAAAGCCUAAUCAAUAUGAACUGAAACUCUUCUACCAGAGUGCCGUGGAACAGGCCUUACAAAGUCCAAAUGGUUACUUGGACUUGUUUCUACGUUUCCUUUUGGGUUUGUCACUGCAGUCCAAUCAGACUCUCCUACAAGGACUACUCAAAGAGACAGGCGUAAACUCACAGAUAAACCAGGAAGUAGCCAAGUACAUCAGGGAGAACAUUGGGGAGAAUCUGUCCCCAGAGAGAAGCAUUAACCUGUUCCACUGUCUGAAUGAGCUGAACGACCACUCUCUAGUGGAAAGGAUCCAACAGUCGUUGACAUCAGGAAAUCUUUUCACGGUUAAACUAUCCCCUGCUCAGUGGUCUGCUUUGGUCUUCAUCUUACUGUCUUCAGAAAAAGAUUUGAAUGAGUUUGACCUGAGGAAGUACUCUGCUUCUGAAGAAGGUCUUAUGUGGCUGCUUCCAGUGGUCAAAGCUUCCAGUAAAUCUCUGAUGAUUGGAUGUAACCUUUUGAGCAGAAGCUGUAAAGCACUGUCCUCUGUUCUUAGCAAGUCCUCUAGUUUAAAAGAGCUGGACCUGAGUUACAACAACAUGCAUGAUUCAGGCAUAAGGACAAUGUUUGCAGAUCUGGAGAAAAACUUUAAACUUGAGGUUCUCAGGCUAAAUGGCUGCGAGCUUUCAUGGAGAAGCUGUAAAACUCUCUCCAGAGUUCUCAGCAGUCAGUCCUCUACUCUGGAAGUGCUGGAUCUAAAUAAUAAUGAGUUGACGGAUUUAGCAGUCACGUAUCUCUUCACGCCACUUGAGAGUCAACUGUGUACACUGAAGAUUGUCAGGCUGGGUGGCUGUAGCCUGUCGAAUGAAAGCUGUGAAGCUCUUGCUUCAGUCCUCAGUUGCCAGUCAUUCAGUAUGAUAGAGCUGGACCUGAACAAUAAUGACCUGCAGGACUCAGGAGUGGCGCUGCUGUCUUGUGGAUAGAAGAGUCCUCAGUGCAAACUUGAAACUCUCAGCUUGUCAGGUUGUCUGAUAACAAAGAAGGGUUGUGCUUCGUUGAGCUCAGCACUGAGUUCAAACCCUUCUCAUCUAAGAAAGCUGGAUCUGAGUUAUAAUCACCCAGGACCCACAGGAGUGACGCUCUUCUCUGCUGCACUGCAGGAUCCACACUGCAGAUUGGACUCU
This is a messenger RNA of Pundamilia nyererei, 3478 nucleotides long. Its product is annotated as protein NLRC3-like. The record is from RefSeq and is a predicted model, not a curated record. Gene Ontology annotation, molecular function: protein binding. Bases 491 to 3277 code for a protein of 928 amino acids. NCBI's taxonomy places the organism in Eukaryota, Metazoa, Chordata, Actinopteri, Cichliformes, Cichlidae. The transcript has 9 exons.